This is a messenger RNA of Amphibalanus amphitrite, 2309 nucleotides long. Its product is annotated as short-chain dehydrogenase/reductase family 16C member 6-like. The coding region runs from base 314 to 1312 and encodes 332 amino acids. Gene Ontology annotation, cellular component: lipid droplet. NCBI's taxonomy places the organism in Eukaryota, Metazoa, Arthropoda, Thecostraca, Balanomorpha, Balanidae. Gene Ontology annotation, molecular function: oxidoreductase activity, acting on the CH-OH group of donors, NAD or NADP as acceptor. The record is from RefSeq and is a predicted model, not a curated record. The transcript is spliced from 9 exons.
CGCGUCCAAGGAGGCCACCGACGGCUGUGGGCUGUGUGGGGGAACUGGCCCUGCCUAAGUAGUGCCGUCUUCCGCCCCUGCCGCCUCGACCAUCGGUCACGGACGAGAUGCUGCGUCCACGGUUCGCGACGCUCAGUAGUAGUGGCACGUCUGUCGUCUGCGUCAGUGCUAAGGGUUAUUGGUUAUGCGUGCUAUUGGUUAUUUGAGGGCCUGACGUGAGAACUAUUUCGGCGAGGGUCCACAGACGUUAGAAACAUAUUUUAUAAAUGAUGCCUGCCUGAUGAAGAUUGCAGGAACAUCCUGAAGAACAAAGAUGAUUUAUUUGGUGACCCCAGUCUUUGCCCUGUUUGUUUUGAUAAUAGAUAUUGUUGAGUUUCUCUGGGGAGCAUAUUGGGAUGUGGUCAAGACUGUUUUUCAUGUUUUCAUACCAAAAUCUCAAAAAAGUAUAGCAGGUAAAACUGUUUUGGUUACGGGAGCGGCCAAUGGCGUGGGGAAGGAGCUAGCCCUCCUCUUCGGCCAGGAGGGCUGCAAUGUCAUCUGCUGGGAUGUCGAGGAGGAGGGUAACCGGGCGACGGCGGACGAGGUUCUGGCGGCCAGUCCGGGCGUCCGCUGCUCGUCUCAGCGCGUGGACGUCAGCCAGCGCCAGGAGGUGGAGCGCGCCGCCCAGCAGCUGUUGGCAGAGUAUGGUGGGCUGGACAUCCUCGUCAACAACGCCGGCAUCAUGCCCGUGAAGACGUUCCUGGAACACUCCCCGGAGGAGCUGGAGAGAAUCGUCAACAUCAACCUCAUGUCGCAGUUCUGGACGCUGCGCGCCUUCCUGCCCCGCAUGUACCGUCUGGGCGGCGGCUCCGUGGUCAGCAUGUCGUCCAACUGCGGCCUGAUGGGCUCACCGCACCUGGUGCCCUACUGCGCCUCCAAGCACGCCAUCCGAGGGCUGACUGAGGCGCUGACGGAGGAGGAGCGCCAUCUGAGCCAGGUGGGCCGCGCCUCGGUCCACUACCUCACCGUCUUCCCGUUCAUCAUCAACACCCGGCUCGUCAAGUACCCGCGCGUCAGGUUCCCCUGGCUGACGCCGGUUCUGACGCCCCGAUACGUGGCUGAGGAGACAGUGACGGCACUCAAGCAGGGAGAGGAGAUCCUCUUCUUCCCCAAGUGGAUGUACCCGGCCUUCCUGUUCAGCAGGAUCUGGCCGCGCAGGACGCAGCAGCGCUUCUACCAGCUGCUCGACACCGGAGUGGACAAGCAGCAGUACGACGUGGCGGACGAGAUGCGCCGCUUCAACGCGCCGCCGCUGGCCCGACUCCGGCAGUGAGCGCGGCCCGGGGCCGGCCGCCGAGGGACCCGGCUCGGGUCAGCAGACUGUGGCGGCGCUGCACCUCUCAGGUCAGUCGCCGCCGCUCGAGCGACGCCCUGGGGGUGUAUGGAGGUGGAGAUGAACUGAUAUACUCAUUGCUCAACUGGUAACGGGUGUUACGAUGGUGUUUGCGACUGUAUUUUUCUUAUAUGUAUAAUGUAUAUGUUUAUUGCACAUUGUUCUGGGGUAGAAUAGCCAAUAAGUACGGAAGCACGGCAUCAGUUACAUAUAUUCCGCAUUAUAUCGAACUUUGCUGUUGCUGUAAUAUGGGGACCAAACGUGUUUGGACGGGAUACUUUGUGCUUGCCCACAGCUACCAGUCUGUGGAAACCUUCGUGGAGUAGGUUAGAAACCGACAUAGCAGUUUAUUUGCUGUUGGUGGGUUUGUUAAUUUGUUGGUGGGUUGCGUCCAAAGCACUCAGCCCUAAACAUCCCUAUAAUGUCGGACGGAGGUCGGUGGUCAUAGAACGCAAUACUAUUAUUUACAACGAAUCAGUGUUCAGCGAAUCUGUUUUCAACGAAUGCGUGGUGAAACUAAUGGUUAGGAGAACGUCAUUUGAUGCAGGGUCGGUCGAAGACGUUUGCAAUGUUAUUACUAGCAGCGCGCUUUCCUCUUUUUCAUCUAGUUAUCUCGAACACCUAAGCAUUUUAGGGACAAGCCAAAAGAACCUCAACGAAAGGGAAACAGUGGAUCCUUUCAAAUACUAAAGUGUGAUAUCAGUCGAACACCCCAAACGUGCAUACAGUAAUCCGAAGAACAGAAACAGCGAAAAACGCUCUCCAUGUGGCCUGUACUUAACUCGAUGAUUAGCCUGACUGCUCGUGUGAAGGAUCGCCUGUCCGUGGUAAUUAUCAGCGUUGGUAAAAGGUGCUUUCUGAUUGUUUUUGUUAUAUAAGUUUGUUUCUACACGUUUCGUGCAUGUUGAUGCUGAAUAUACAAUAUACAUUUACACAA